GGCAGGGUGAUGCCAGCUUGAUCCAGAGCCAUGUCCAGGUACUUAAAGCACUUCACGGUGGUGGGGGAUGACCCCGUGCAGUGGAGCAACGACUAUCAGAAAUGGGAGGAUGAGGAGGAUGAGGCUGGGGAGAAGCAGCUGGAUUCAGAGAUCAAGCUGGAGCCCGCCAGGAGCCACAUCUCCUUCAAGGACAUGAUGAAAAAGCUCUUCAGCUCCCGCAAGUUUCAGAUCGUGGUUGUCUGCUUGGUCAUCCUGGAUGCCUUGUUGGUCCUUGGUGAAUUGCUAAUGGACUUGAAAAUCAUCCAUCCGGACAAAUAUAAUAUAACUCCAAAGGUUUUCCACUACCUCUCCCUUUCCAUUUUAACCAUCUUCCUGGUUGAGAUGGGGUUUAAAGUCUUCAUCUACCGCUGGGAGUUCUUCCACCACAAGUUUGAAGUGCUGGAUGGGAUUGUUGUCAUCGUGUCGUUCAUCCUCGACAUCAUCCUCAUCUUCCGGGAACACGAGUUUGAAGCUGUAGGGCUCCUGAUACUCCUGCGGCUGUGGCGCGUGGCCAGGAUUAUCAACGGAAUAAUUUUAUCGGUAAAGACCCGCUCUGAACAACAAGUGUCCAAGCUAAAGCAAGCAAACCUGAAACUUGCAACGAAGGUGGAACAACUGGAACACAGCUGUGUAGAGAAGGAGCAAGAAAUUGAGAGGCUUAACAAGAUACUAAAACAGCACGGACUUAUCAGCGAGCAAAAAUAGGAGGCCAAUUUUCCAAGAUCUGUCCUGGAGAGUGUAGUGUUGAAAUCUGCUGGUUUGACCUGAACGGUUUUCCUGUCUCUUUGCUUUCUCUUGUAUAGUGUUGUCUAUAAACAUUUUCUAUUUGACCACACUUUGAUUAGAUCUUGGGAUUGCAAAAAUGAUUUUGCUGGAAAAUUAAUCACGCGUACUCCCUGUAAACAGUGAUUUCGUAAGACGUUUCUUGUACAGUUGUACAGUCAAAACCGCAAAAUAAUUUAAUAAAGACACAUCUUUACAAGCUGUA
Balearica regulorum gibbericeps (East African grey crowned-crane) is the source of this 1027-nucleotide messenger RNA. The record is from RefSeq and is a predicted model, not a curated record. Lineage: Eukaryota; Metazoa; Chordata; Aves; Gruiformes; Gruidae.